ACAUACCUAACAAUGGUGGUAGUACGCAUAAACUUCCGUCGAGAUUAUAAUCGUUUUAUUUCUUUUAUCCUUAGUUAAGUGAAAUUAAAGGAUUUACGUAAUUGAUAUUUAUAAGGAAAAUGGAAGGUAUUUUAGGUGGGUUUCAUUGAGACGGGAUACCAUUUACGACUUUUUCUCGAAGAAGUUAAACUUAAAAGUGAUGUCUGAAUGAAUUUCUCACGGUUUCUAGAUAUUCAAUCAUGGUGGGAAGUGCCCAGCAUCGCGUACUUUUGUUCCCUAUUCAGAACUGCAUUCAAUCUCCUGGAUUUUGACAUCGAAGAAUUGGAAGAAGCUCUUUUGACAGAUGGAACAGAAGAGUCAGCUAGUUCUCUUCUUACUGAGUUGAUUGUGCGUCUCCUGAAUGGUUGUUUAGGCAACAAUGACAUCUCGGCCUUCAAUUAUCAGAUGUACCUGAGACGCCUCUUUAGAAGAAAAUGUCAAGAAACAGGAAGAUAUAAUCCUUUCAACACAGACAUUGACUUCCAAUUUCUGCCUCUCCGUACAAAAGUAGAGAUUUUAUAUGCUUUAUGUGAUUUUCGUUUGGAGGCUGAUGAUGUUUUUGAUUUAUUUAAAAACCUUGAGGCUGAGAGUUUAAGAGUAGAGCCACUGGGUUGGGAUGAUAAUGACUCUGCAUACUGGUAUUUUUAUGGUACAAGGUUAUAUCGUGAAGACAUCAUAAAGAAACCUAAAAGCAAAAACAAAAAGAAAAAAAGUAAAGAUAGUAAAAAGAGAGGUUGGUUCUACGGUGAUGACUGGCUUGAUGACGACGAAACAGAGAGAGUUUGGCAAGUGGUGUGCUUUACUGAAGAGGAUUGGACCCACUUGACAGAAAAAUUUAGUAAGGCUACCAGCAAGGUUGAAAAGGAGUUGUAUAGAUCCCUCUCACAAAAUUUUUUGCCAGAGAUACCUAGACUGUUUCUGGAAAAAGAAAGGUUACAAAGAAAAAGGUUGUUAGAGCUAUUGCCAAGGCGUACAUCUAGCCGUGUUCUUCAAAAAAUAAAGCAAAAGGAGGAGGAAACGAAAACCACGCAUGAAGGCAAAGAAGCAGAAGAGAGGAAAGAAACACCAGAUCUUGCUCGGGAAAAUAGAGCUAAAAGACGAAAUUUAUUAAGAUCAAAAUCAGUUUCAUCAGAGACAUCAGAAAAUACAGCAAGCGAGAGUCACGACAUCAUGCCUCAAAAAGUGACUAAGCAAUCCAAAAACCAAGAUAAACGGUCAAAAAACUCCUCCGCUACCCAAAAAGGAGAACCUCCACCAGAGCCUCCGAUAAAAGCCGGCAGAAAAACAAAUAAUUCAUUAGCAUCUGCUACAGGGCAAAUUUUAAUACCAGAUAAUGAUGAGCCAGUAAAUAGCACCAGAAAGAAACUAAAGACAUCACAAAUAUUUAGUCAAAUGGAUGAAGACAUUCAAACUGAUAUGUAUAAGGUUCUAGAACAACUUACUGCUCAUGAAGACGCGUGGCCUUUUAUGGACCCCGUUGACGAAAAAUUUGCUCCUAACUACUAUGCCGUUAUUAGACGCCCUAUGGACCUAAGAAAAAUGGAGGAACGUCUUGACAGUGGAUAUUAUACCGACUUCUCUAUGUUUAAAGCUGAUUUUAAACUAAUUGUUAAUAACUGUCGUUUAUUCAAUGGUCAAGAUAAUGAAUAUACUAUGAUGGUUGACAACUUACAAGCUGCUUUUGAUCGCCUAACAGAAAAAUAUAUACAUAGACUCUCAUCAUCUGAUGAAGAAAUUGCUGUUGAAUACCAAUUGCCGACGCCUUCUAGAAAACACAAACUAAAAAGUAGUGAAUCUCCUAGUCGUCAUAAGAGAAAGAAACGGAAAUCUCAUUCUGAUACUGGUGAACCGAAGUCAAGUUCAUCAGAUCUCUUACUAGAGGAAAAUCAAGAUGACUCUCUUAAAUCAGAUGGUAAAAAAUCUAAAGAAUCUCAUAAACAUAAAGACGGCAAAGGAAAGAAAAAACGUAAAGGCCACCAUCGUCAUGGCAAACAUUCCAAAAACCAUAAAAAAGAUUCCCAUAAAUCUGGUCAUAAUGAAUCUUCGAAAACGAAACAUGGUAAGAAGCAUAAUAAAAGUAAAGACAAGGAUGGCAAAAAAUCUAAACAAAAGAAGAAAAAGAAUAAACACCAUGAUUUACCAGAUUCUAAAGAUAUUAUUAAAAGAACGGCAUCUCAAGAAUCCUUAGAGAGUUCUAACCGAAGCAGAAGUGCUAGUCCUUUACCAUCUAUACACACGCCAACUCCUUCACCUACUGAAUUAGAUCAGCCUGAACAAAAUGAUCAGUUAGCAGACCCCGAUUUCUUCAAAGAUAAAUAUGACAAAAUUAAAGAACGAAGACGACAUGCAGCUAAGGAAGCCUGGGAAUCAUUAUUUGAUUACAAACAAAAAGCAAAUGAUAAACAAAAUUUACAUAUACCUGAAAAAGACAAAAAUCAAAAAUUAAGGGAAACUAUAGAAAAAUUAAAAGCAAAAAGUGAACGUUAUAAGGACACCUCAAUUUUUAACAGUUUAUUUCCUGCUAGUAACAGUAAUACAGAUAAAGUAACAGAUUCAAAUAAUGAGAAGGAAUCAUCAAACAAGGAAGCAGAAGAAAUCAAUUUAUCAGAUGAUGAUACUGGUGAUAAUCACAAAGGAAAAUCUAGUACUAAAAAAGCUCUCAAAAAGAAUACUGCUAAAAAUGAAUCUGCUUCUGAAGCUUUAGAGCAAGCUGUUAAAGAUAUCAGUAAAUGGUUAGAUGAUGCUCCUAAAAGUUCUGCAUUGAGCUCUCCCUGUGAUAGUCCUGCCCAAACUAUAUCUACCGAAGAACAUGAUAACAGUCGUUUAGAUGACGAAUUUUCUCAGGGUGAAAAAGCUGCUCUAAUUAGAAAAGAAACAUCACGUAAACGCCCUUCUUCUCGUGAACCAAAAAUGGUUAAAAGAAGAGAGAUUCAGAGAACCAUAGAUAGAUUGCAACCUGGAAAAGGCAAAGGAAACUUAUUGACAAAUCUUAGCAAUAAAAAUGCUGAAAAGUUAGAAGAGGUAACACCACUAGGUCCACUUAAUAAAGUCCGUGAUGUCAACAAAGGGGAUGAAUCUAGUCCCAAAUUAAGUCUUGGAUCAGUUCUACCAACAGUGGAAUUUGCUAUUGGAAAUGAUCAUAAUUUCAGUAACUCUGAUGAUAAUAAGAAUGAAGAUCAAAAGGAUAUUUCUAAAUUGCCAGAAAAUAUUCCAAGUGAUAAAGAUGAAGAAAAGCCAUCUGAAACGAAAAUAGAAAAUAAUGUUCAGUCUAAUAAAAAGGAUGCUGAAGUGGAAACUGAACCCCCAACAACUACAAAACCAAGUCAAGAAAAAGCUACACCAAAUUUAAGUGCAUGGUUUAAAGCAUUUGGUGCACCAAAAAAUACAAAUUCAUCAAUUCCAGUAAAAAAGAAAUCAGAAGAUACUGAUAUUGAAGAGAAAACAGUUGAAAAUACUAAUGAUAACAAGUCUUCGAGCCCUAAAAAUACAACCAAAUAUGAUUCUCCAGCUGAUCCAGAUACUCCAAACCCUGAUGGAGGUGACAGUCCACUUCCCAAUGUUACAACAACCCCGAGACAAAGAAGAACAAGUACGGGAAGUUCAGUAUCUGAAAGAUCAUCUUUUAGUCAAGAUCUAGAUUCACCAAGACAUCAGAUGUCUCACACAUCACCUCUGCUACGAUCGCCAGCUUCUCCAAGAACUGACGAAUUUCAGAAAAUCACAUAUCCAAUUAUAAAUGGUACUGUACGAGCAGGAUUCUAUCAAGACACGACAUCCAUUAAAAGUAGCCCUGAAAAAAGUUGUAGCCCACGCGAGGCUCCCCAGUCACCUUAUUCUCCUUAUUCACAGCAUGUUUAUGCAUCCAAUAGUGUACUAGGGUCUUCAACACCUAAUUAUUUUGUAGACCAUAAUAAAAGUCCAUUACCAACGUAUAGUAAUAAUCCUCCUUCUUAUUAUGACACAUCUAAGGCACCAAUUGUCAGUAAAACUAAUCGUAGUAGUAAUGAUUUUGCUGCUAUGGAGCCUGAAUCAUAUCAACAAAAUCAAUAUAGUGGACCAUUUUCCCCAGCACAUACUUCAUAUCAACAGCCACAAUCAUCAAGUUAUUCACAGUCUCAAAGUUCACCACAAUCAGUUACAAAUCCAACUACUUCCAUAAACUCUACUCAGUUAGUACCGGAAACUAAAACAUCUUUAUUUCCUGUUAAAAAACGAACAUACAAUGAGCUAGAGAUGCCUGCUACAUCUACCAAAAAAUCCUCUGAAACUAAAGAUAGUGGUGCACCAACUAAAAAUGAAUAUCAGAAAAUAUCCCAACCUUUUCAUUCAAUAUCAUCUGCCACUUCCGUUGACGAUAUAGCUUUAGCGUUAACUGAGAAAUCUGAAAUGGCCAAGUUGAAUAGUUUACGUGAAAAAAAUACAGGUGAUUACAUCGAAAGAAGAGAUAACCGUGAUAAUAUCACAUUUGACAAUAAUGACAUGCAAGAGAGUAAAAAAGAGCCCACUAUGGAAACUAAUAAACCUAUCGCCAUUACUAAAAAAGAUAAUGUUGAUAUGGUGAAUAUGGGCUAUAUGAAUCCAGAUGGAGAAAGGAGGACCAGUGGAGAAGUGGACUAUACUUUGUCUAGAGAAGUUACAAAAUCAGCCAUAAAUUCACAGCAGAAAGGUUUUGAAGUUGAAGCUAUCGCCAUAAAUCUUGGUAUAAAUAACCAACAGUUGCAAAAACCGAUAUCGAAAAUGAAUAUAAAUGUUAAUAAUAUACCUCCUGCACAUCUACAAGAUCGGUCACAUAAUGAAAUAAUCAUGAAUCAAAACAUUGCCCACUCUCAUCAUAAUCAGUAUGACGCUAUUUCUACUGGGUCAUCAAUAAGUAACUUUUCACUGAGUGACAUAGAAUUAGCUAAUAAAAAACUUUAUGCAUGUAACACCAAUUCUUCAACAGCUGCUCUUGAUUAUGGCAAUUGGAAGAUGAGUAAUCAAAUUCGGAAACAAGAACUUUUACCUUCUGAUUACUCUACCAACUAUAAUACUAACAGUGCAGACAAAUUGAAAACGGACAGUACAGUAAAUCCGAAUGUCAUUCAGUAUAACAAGAACUUGCAACAUCAACAAUACAACAAUUACAAUGUACCUAGAACCAGUAUUCAGAGGACACAAGAAAUGCAACAAAAUAUUCCAGCAGAAUUGAGAAUACCUAACCCUAGAAGUCUUCUUAAAAAUGAGCACAUAAAUGUAUCUUCCUCUAUAAGUGAUAAUGAAUUGAUUGCCAAAAAUAUUGAUACUCUUGCCAAAUCCCAAAAAUCUGAAAAACUUGUACAAAAUCAUGCAUUGGUUAGUUCCAUUCCAUAUAAACCACCAUACAGUACUCAUUCUUCGCUUCCUUUGGAAAGUCUCCGUAAUUUACCCAAAAUUCCCCAAAUGUUAGAACGGUAUAAUGAGGAAAGAUAUUUGUCAACUUUCACUGGCAGUACCUCAUCUUUAUAUCAUGAAAAAACUUUUCAAAUGGCGCAAAUGUUCAAUAAAAGUAUAACUUCAGAAGUUCAUGUUGCAAGCACAUCUGGAACUGUUUACUCACAACCAUCUACAUCAAUAAGUAAAGACAACAGUAUUUAUAAAUCUCCAAGUUCCACAUUAUCUGAUUCAAAAGCAAAGAACAAAAGGAAGAGAACAUCUGAAACAAAACAAACACAAAUAACAGCAAGUCAAACUUAUCAUAGCUCACCCUGCAACACUGAAGUUUUAUCCUCUGUGAAGACAAGCAUGAUGCCAGGAAGCGCAUUCAACUUUUCAACUUCCACAAACAUGACUCUUGGUAGUGGACUUUAUGCAGACAAUAGUGGUUUUUCUAUAGAAGAUUUUCGAAACUCUAACCUUAUGGCAGCUACUAAUUAUAUGGCUGCAGUGGCACAUCAACAACGCAAUAGUUCUGAAGCUAAUACUGAGAAAUUGGUCAAACCGGCACAUCAAAACACCAGUCACGCAGCUAGUUCUUUUCCUUUCAUAAGUCAUUCACAAGUACGAGCGGGAUAUCCUUAUGUGGGAGCAGAUCCAUCGUCACCUCUAUAUCAACAGUACCUGCAAAGACAUCAAGAAGAGCUUCUGAGGCAGACUGGUGCUCAAAUCAUGAGUUUGUACCAGCCAGGUUAUCCCACUAGUAUCGGCGUCAGACAACCAUAUGAUACCAUCAAUCGUCCAUCGUGGCUCUAAAUGCAUCUUUAUUAGAAUUACAUCACUAUGUGAAACCUUAUUAUAAUCAUAAAUGUGACAAUUGUUAUAGGAAAUUGUAUUUUACAUUGUUUGUAGAUUUCAGAUAGCAUUUUUGUGAAAGUAUAUCUUAUUUACAUAGUAUUUACAAGAAUUGUUUUCAAACAUGACAAAUUAACUUUAUAUGACUGCCUUGCUUUUUAUUAUUUGUUAAUGGUCAUUAACAAUAUGAGACUAGAUAAGUCUUGAGAUAACAUCUAAAUUAACUUAGUUUGAUUGUAAGUUCUUCUCUAAUAUUAUGUUAAGCUAUUAUGAACAAAAAUUAGUCUUAUGUUAAAACAUCACAAUUCAUUUUAUGUACAUAAUUUACGUUAUAUAUAGCUUAGUAUUACGUCUGUCUCAAUUAAUAAUUUCAGUUGAAGACACAACCCUUGCAAUAUAAUCAUAAUAAGUAGAUAAGUAUAAAUAUUUAAUUUACACAUCACAUAAAAUGCAAUUGAACUUUUGAAUUAAUUUACUUUUUUUUUCUUUUUAAGGUCACAUAUUAUCAUAAAUUGUUAUGAAGUAAUUUUAAAGUUUUAUAUAAACUACUUAAUUUGUUGUGUAAAUAUUUCUCCAUUUUUAUUAUCUUCUAUAUUUUGUUAGCUUUUCAAACAUAACUUUAUCAAGUAAAAUUAAUAAGUAUUAAGAAGUUCAUAUAAGAGAUAAAUAAUUCUUC
Messenger RNA from Galleria mellonella (greater wax moth), 6961 nucleotides. RefSeq lists its product as uncharacterized. Gene Ontology annotation, biological process: chromatin remodeling. Gene Ontology annotation, molecular function: protein binding. The transcript has 10 exons. NCBI's taxonomy places the organism in Eukaryota, Metazoa, Arthropoda, Insecta, Lepidoptera, Pyralidae. Bases 208 to 6246 code for a protein of 2012 amino acids. Gene Ontology annotation, cellular component: CERF complex. The record is from RefSeq and is a predicted model, not a curated record.